Arachis ipaensis is the source of this 888-nucleotide messenger RNA. RefSeq lists its product as uncharacterized. The record is from RefSeq and is a predicted model, not a curated record. NCBI's taxonomy places the organism in Eukaryota, Viridiplantae, Streptophyta, Magnoliopsida, Fabales, Fabaceae.
CCAUUUUCCACACCCUAAUCACUCACUCUCUCACUCACUCUCUUCUCCGAUCCCCUUCUCGUGUUCCUUUCUCUUUUUCGCCUAACCAUAAACCAAUAAGCAAUAACAAUGGCACCCUUCUUUAACAAACUCCUAUUAACCCUCUCUCUCUUCUCUCUUAUAAUAUCCCCUCAACGCUCUCUCUCAUCCUCCAUUCACGACCUUCUCCGUUCAAAAGGGUUGCCAGCUGGACUCCUACCGGAAGAAGUGAAGUCCUACAAGUUCUCCGACAAUGGCCACUUGGAAGUGUUCCUCGACGCGCCAUGCUUGACCAAGUACGAGAAUAGGGUCUACUUCGAGAGCUUUGUAACCGCAAACCUCACCUAUGGAAGCCUCAUUGGUGUUGAGGGUCUUCAGCAAGAAGAGCUUUUUGUUUGGUUGCCUGUCAAGGACAUUAUAGUAAAUGACCCUUCAUCCGGUUUGAUUCUAUUUGAUAUUGGUCUUGCCCAGAAACAACUCUCCAGGUCUCUAUUUGAUAUUCCACCUCGCUGCAAGAAUGAAAAUGGAGGUGGAUUGAGGAAUCAUGUGAGGAAGGAGAAAGGAUUCGAGGCCCUGAGGUAGAACCAAAAGAAAAAUAUAAAAAAAAACGGAAAAGAAAAGAAGAGAAGAGAGAAAGAUACAUGCCACCCUGUUUUCAGGCUUCAGUUAUUGUCUUUUUCUAUGUCAUGUUUAUAUAAUGUUUAACGUUGCAAUUAUAGUGAUAUAGGUGUUUGUAGCGUAGAAGGGUGAGGUUGGUGAGAGAGCAUGUAAAAAUGUGGGGAAGAGCAAGAAAGGGACCAAAAAAGAGGGAGGAAAAAAAUGGGAUGGAAUCUUAUAUGCUAAUCAAAUUUACAAGUUCUAAUCUUCUAA